AUGACAUCGACACACCUCAGUUCCGUUGAGAUGAUCGAACUAGGCCUCUCUCGCGUCACCCAGCUGGUCCGCAAGCCAAGUCUGAAUUGGAAGGCGGUCCAUGUCGCUGGAACAAAUGGCAAAGGCUCAAUCACCGGAUACCUUUCCGCCCUUCUCACCGCAGGCGGCGUUCGGUGCGGCUCCUUUACUUCGCCCCACCUAAUCGAUCGCUGGGAUUGUAUUACGGUCAAUGAGCGCGUCAUCCAGGAGCCUGUAUUUCGCCGAAUCGAAGAUGAAGUCAAGCACAGAGAUCAGCAGCUGGGUCUUGGGGCUACGGAAUUUGAGCUUUUGACUGCCACCGCGUUCGAAGUAUUCCAUCAGGAGCAGGUUGACGUGGGGAUCGUCGAAGUUGGCGUGGGCGGCCGUCUUGAUGCGACGAAUAUUUUGACGAACGUUCUGGCAUCGAUCAUCUCAAAAGUCGGAUACGAUCAUCAGGCUCUUCUGGGGAAUACUAUUGAAGAGAUCGCCAAGGAAAAAGCAGGCAUUAUAAAGCCAGGAGUGCCAUGUCUAGUGGAUGGCACAAAUUUGCCAGAAGUGCAGAAAGUAAUCAGUGCCCAUGCGGAGACGCUAGGCGCACCGACAAUGUUCGUCGAAGCUCAAGAGGUUGGCCGAUUAUUCCCGGCUCUUCGCCGCCACUUUGAAGACCGUGACCUGCUUCCUCACCAACGCGCAAACCUGUCCUGUGCUAUCAUGGCAUUACAGACAGCAUUGCCUCAGAUUAGACCGCAGCUCACCGUCGACCAACUGCUCCCCUUCGUUCCUAAAUCCCCUCGCGCUGGUCGAUUGCAGGAGGUUUGCCUGGAGCCGUUGAUCUCUCGAAAAGAGCUGGUGUUGCUCGACGGCGCCCACAAUCCCCAGUCUGCGGGUGUACUUGCUUCAUAUGUGAACCAAAAGCUCCGCGUACAUGGCCAGGGGAUUACUUGGGUCGUGGCGGCUUCGCAGGGGAAAGAUACUGAAGAAUUGUUCGGCAGCAUGUUCAAACCUGGCGACAAUGUGGUCGCCGUAGAGUUUGGACCGGUCGCGGGUAUGCCGUGGGUUCAGAGUGUGAACACCACAAACCUGGUUACCGUAGCACGCUCUGUAUCCGAUCUUGGAGCCGUGGAAGGAUUUGGUGCCAAUGUUGUGGGAGGAUUGAACUGGGCUAGUACUGUGUCAGCCGGGGGGCCUAUGGUUAUUGCAGGCAGCUUAUAUCUUGUAUCUGAAGUUCUGAGGCUGCUGCGGGAAGCCCAAGCUGCAAGUAGCUAA
Uncinocarpus reesii 1704 is the source of this 1284-nucleotide messenger RNA. RefSeq lists its product as uncharacterized. Lineage: Eukaryota; Fungi; Ascomycota; Eurotiomycetes; Onygenales; Onygenaceae. Gene Ontology annotation, molecular function: ATP binding; dihydrofolate synthase activity; tetrahydrofolylpolyglutamate synthase activity. The transcript is spliced from 2 exons. Gene Ontology annotation, biological process: folic acid-containing compound biosynthetic process. The record is from RefSeq and is a predicted model, not a curated record. Gene Ontology annotation, cellular component: cytosol; cytoplasm; mitochondrion. The coding region runs from base 1 to 1284 and encodes 427 amino acids.